UUCCUUCAUGCAGUCAUUGUCCAUUUAGUGGCGUGUGUAGUGGGAUUGGCUGUGGUGCUAACUCGUCAGAGGGGCCGUGGCAAAUUAGGAGGAGAGAGGACCACCUGGGGAAGCCUCCUCUCCCAACCUUACCUCUCCGCCCAUUUUUUUCGCCGGUCGGAAAUGGCAGAUAAGCCCGGCUAGCCGCACGAACCCGACAUUCUGUCGCCAGCAACAGCAGGAGUCAGGUCGGCCACGUUUCUUGACGUCCAAGUCGCCAUCGGACUACAGCCACCCCGUCAGUGAGACCGCCUUCCCGUCGUUCGAAAAAAAAGGAAUGGGGGCCCGAAGUACCUGCCGGCCUGGCCGCUGCUUUUUUCGUCGUUCUACGUUACUCCUUACGGUGAUUAUUCGCUUGGCUGCAGCAGCCCCCGUCUCUGGUCCAGCCGCCACGACCAGCAGAAACGACUCCAUGUUUGACGCUGCCGCGGCAAUGGCCGCUGACCACGUCGAACACGCCAGCAAUGCCAGUGGACUCGGAAAUCAUCUAGCCGCCAACGCUUCUGACAACGCCAUCUUCAACACGACCGGCAAAGUGCAGGUGCGGCACAAGCGGACUCACCACGGCCAUCACCUCCACCACCACCACUGGUCAACCGGUCAGACUCACGGCGCUGGUGACCUCGGCCCGGCCCAGCAGUUCGACAACGUCUUGUUCCGGACCAUGGGGGUGCUCGACGCCAACACGUGCCUGUCAAAGUUCGUGUGCGAGAUCGUGGCACGCCGCGGUGCUAGCAGCUUCAUCGGGACGACGAUCGGGAGCCUCUUCGCGGGCUUUGCCCACGCGCCUCCGUCCAGUCCUGCGCACGGGCUUUGGCGAGCCGCUGCUAUCGGCAAACACGGCUGGCUGCCUGUUUGCACCAACGCCUUCCCGCACUGCUCGUCUCGCUUCUCAACCGCCCUGUCCAUACUGAACCUCAUCGGAUGAAAAGUCACCUCGUAGGAGUGUUUGGAGAUACCAUUUACCUAGAGGCUACACGAAAAUGCCUCUCUAGUCACGUCUGCAACUACCGAAA
Messenger RNA from Rhipicephalus sanguineus (brown dog tick), 1055 nucleotides. RefSeq lists its product as uncharacterized. NCBI's taxonomy places the organism in Eukaryota, Metazoa, Arthropoda, Arachnida, Ixodida, Ixodidae. Bases 317 to 967 code for a protein of 216 amino acids. The transcript is spliced from 3 exons. The record is from RefSeq and is a predicted model, not a curated record.